This is a messenger RNA of Vombatus ursinus (common wombat), 3823 nucleotides long. It is a transcript of the gene POFUT3, whose product is annotated as fucosyltransferase 10. The transcript has 5 exons. The record is from RefSeq and is a predicted model, not a curated record. Gene Ontology annotation, molecular function: alpha-(1->3)-fucosyltransferase activity. Bases 349 to 1599 code for a protein of 416 amino acids. Lineage: Eukaryota; Metazoa; Chordata; Mammalia; Diprotodontia; Vombatidae. Gene Ontology annotation, cellular component: Golgi membrane.
GGGGAGCGUUCCGCUGUCUGGUCCUUCCCCUGCGCUCCGCAGCCUGGGGCUCGCGACGUGCUCGGGGCUGGGAGAGCCCGGAGAUGGCUCCCCGCGGGAUUACCUGGUACAAGCUGCUGGGGGAGUAGCCAGAGAAAAGACCACCCAGAGCCCCCUAGAUGUGGAGUCAGCCCCACUCGGCACACCGAACCUUAGUCCUUCAUGGAGACCAGCUCCCAGCCGGAAUGGCCGUGGAGGAGGUCGGCUUCCCGAUGGGCACCUGGCAGAAGGCUAUGGCAGGACGUGGACUGCAGAGACAACAGCUGGUAGGAAGUCUCGGCCUCUAUCUCUCCUCCUGGACAGUGCAGCAUGGCGAGAAUGCGGAGGAGGAAGCUUUGGGCAUCCUGCCUGUGCAUCACAGUGGCCUCCUUCCUCCUCAUUUCAUUCCAGGUGGUCAGUGAGCUUGGCAAAUUUGAAAGGCCGAAGAUAGAAAGCUCCAAUCUGAAAGACGGGCAGCAGAAGCCUGAAGAAGCCACCAGACAUCUGCGUCCAUUCCUCAAGAAAGGACUGCACCAGAGCAAGCAGAAGGUCGCCAAGGCAGACAGCUAUCCCAUCAUGCUCUGGUGGUCCCCGCUGACCGGGGAAUCGGGAAGGUUAGGUCACUGUGGAGCGGACACUUGCUUUUUCACCAUCAACCGGAGCUACCAGCACCACCAUCUGACCAAAGCGUUCCUCUUCUAUGGCACUGACUUCAGCAUAGACAGCCUGCCCCUGCCGCGGAAGGUCCACCACGACUGGGCCCUCUUUCACGAAGAGUCGCCCAAGAACAACUACAAGCUCUUCCACGAGCCCGUCAUCACCUUGUUCAACCACACGGCCACCUUCAGCCGCCAUUCCCACCUGCCGUUAACCACUCAGUAUCUGGAAGGCGUGGACGCCCUCAAGUCCACCAGGUACAUGGUUCCUCUGCACACCAAGAACAGCCUGCGGCAGCGCCUGGCCCCGCUGGCGUACGUGCAGUCUGACUGCGACCCGCCCUCGGACCGCGACAGCUACGUGCGGGAGCUGAUGAGUCACAUCCAAGUGGACUCUUACGGCGAGUGUCUGCGCAACCGAGAUCUCCCUCCGCAGCUGAAGAACCCGGCUUCCAUGGACGACGACGGCUUCUACCGGGUCCUCGCGCAGUAUAAGUUCAUCCUGGCGUUCGAGAACGCCGUCUGCGACGACUACAUCACCGAGAAGUUCUGGCGACCCCUGAAGCUGGGCGUGGUCCCCGUCUACUAUGGCUCGCCCAGCAUUGCCGACUGGCUGCCCAGCAACAAGAGCGCCGUUCUGGUCAAGGGGUUUUCUCACCCGCGGGAGCUGGCAGGCUUCAUCAAGCAGCUGGAUAACAACGACGAGGAAUACGAGGCCUACAUAGAGUGGAAGCUGAGGGGCGAGAUCUCCAACCGCCACCUGCUCACGGCCUUGAAGGAGCGCGGGUGGGGCGUGCAGGACAUCACCCAGGACAACUACAUUGAUGCCUUUGAGUGCAUGGUGUGUAGCAAGGUGUGGGAAAACAUCAGGCUGCAGGAGAAGGAGACUGGCUUAGGGUCCAGCUGCAAAGUUGCAUCGAGCUGAGGAGAGGAGCAGGUCCAGGGAGCCCAGCAAAAGGGCUUGACCCACAGUUUCAGAACCCCAGAGGGGGAUCAACCUGAGGACGUUGUGAGAAGACAAGACGUGAGAGCCCAGCAGUCGCCAGAGGUGUGAGCUGCCUUGGCCGAGUACGUUCCCUCCACAUAUGCCUCCCUACUUGUGUACUCCGUGUGUGGACCCACUUAUGCUCUGUGUAUUUGUGGUACUCUUCCUGGUGUUCUGUUUCAAUGCCUUUCUUUUGAUCUCAUUGUUUCAACUGGCAGACUAUUGAAGGUAAACCCAUUUAUGGGGGCUCAUGAGUGAGAGCCCACAGAGUACUGUGGACCUGGGGGAGCUGUCUCCUGGGGAAUCCAGUGGACAGUUGUAAGUUUGGAGAAGAGGGCAAGCAUUCUGCUUAGAAGGAAAUCUGGGGCCAGGUUUUCCUGCAAAUUAGACAAUUUCCAGCUUAAGCAAUUUACAACUCACAAUUUAUAGUAAUACUGAAGAGAGUAGAUGAGUCUGUUGCAAUGAUCAGAGUACAUAAUUUUCAUUAAUGUACUUUGAGUUAUUUAUCAAGAGGAACAAUAGAUGUAGCAGACCUUCCUUGUGCCGAAAUAAAGAUGUACCUACUCUUCGUUUGGUCAGCAGUAAAGAAGAUGCCACCUCUGUUGGCUGAGUGGUUGAUAAACUCUGCUCUGUUGAUCUGGAAGGUUUGCAGCUCAGAGGAACUUGAAGAAGGCAGGUCCUUUGCCACCUUGCCAGUCACGUGGCCCCCAGCUUCCCUUUUCUGGGGAGUGACUGCCAUGCCAUUCUUCUGUCACCCAGCAGUGCAGCCUCAGGGCCAUCUUUUUUCUCUUCCUCUCCUUUAUCCAUCCUCCCACAGUGUGGUUCUGCCUCUACUGUAUACCAUCUCCUCUCCUUCCCAUGGCCACCCCCUCAUCCUGCACCAUUACAAGGCCUCCUUUUUGGUCUCCCUGCCCCUCCCUUCUUUGAUCUGCCCUCCACACUGCUGCCAAAUUGGUGAUCCUGAACCUCAGCUCCGACUGUGGCGUGCCCCUGCUCAUCUUCUUUGUGUUCUCCUCCCUCCAUAUCUUUGCUCAGGCUGUGCCCUAGGCCCAGAAUGCACUCCCUCCCUCCCUCCCUCCCUCUCUUAAUUGAAUUUCACCCUGUCCUUAAAGCCCACCCUUGUGCUCCCUGUUCCAGGCAGCUUCCCUCUGUGUCCCCAAGGCUGAGGACUUCCUCCCUCUUCCUCCAGGCCUCAUGUAGCCUUUUGUUUUCUAAUUGUAAUGGACUUUUUAUCAUGUAAUGUGAAGUAUAUCUCUCUGUUGUGGUUGUUUAAUUCUAGGGCAGGGACCAUGACUCGAAGCAUUCAGUAGAUGCUUAAUAUAAGAGGGCUGGGGUCAUGUUAGGGUAGAAAGAACACAGAACACAGUCCCUGAAGUCAGGCGACCUGGGUUCAAGCCCAAAUUUUGCCCUGUGUGACUGUGGACAAGUCAUUUUUUUCCACUUCCCGCUGAGCCUGAGUUUCUUCAUCUGUAAAAUGGGGCUAAAUGACUCAGCCUGUCUAUGACUCGAGGCUGAUGUGAACAUCAGAGGAGACAGUCUGGUGCUCCAUGAAAAGCCCUGGCCCAGAGUGGCUCUUGGCAAACACAGCCUGUUUCUAAGGUAUGUCGAUCUCCCUCGAGGUGAUGCGGUAGAGAGGAUAAAAGGCCAAGAGUGGAGACAGAAAGACCUGGGUUCAAAUGCCACCUUUGACAUUUGCCGUGUGUGACCUUGGGCAAGUCCCUUCACCCUCCUUGGCUACAGUCAGCUCCCUGGGAAUUAUCUGUCCUUGUUGGUGGACCAGCACUAGGGAAGUCAUCCGUGCCCCACAUCAGAUGUUGGAUGCUGAUUUGAUUUUAAAGAGCCAGUGCCAUAGAAGGCAAGUGUGUUGACUGGCUUCAAAUCCCCGGUCUGAUGUCUCUGACCUCGGGGGCCUUAAGUCUCUUCCCUCCCAGGGCCUCCACUUCUUACCUGUAAAACGAGAGGCUACAGCAGGGCGCUGUUUUCCAGUUUCUGAAGACUCUUCCAGCCAGAGAUCCGUGGGCCUCUUUAUAUCGUUUUUCUAGCUUUAUUCUGAGCUUAGUUAUUCUGACCGCCAAAGACAAUCAGGAAAAAGAUUAAAAUAUGGAUCUAUAGACCCCCAAAUGCUAAAUAUAUUUAUAAUUUGUUAAAAUACAUAUAAAUAUGU